CCUUCAAUUCUGCCGAUAGACAUCUGAACACCUCAUUGACAUUUCAUUCAAUACUGAAACUGAACUGACUCAUAUUUUCGGCAAUAUUAAUUACGAAUUAUGUUGUUAAAGUGGACAGCUAUUUAAUAAGAUAAUAGUACGAGUGUGUUCUGAAUUUUAAAGUAAUUAUAAUUCUAUAAAUUAGAUUACGAUGGCAGCGACUAGAAGACUUCAAAAGGAGCUCAAUGACAUCAGACAGUCUGGACUGAAAUCUUUUAGGGACAUUCAGGUUGAUGAAUCAAAUAUAUUAACUUGGCAAGGAUUGAUUGUUCCUGACAAUCCUCCCUACAACAAAGGUGCAUUCCGUAUUGAGAUUAACUUCCCUGCAGAGUAUCCUUUCAAGCCACCAAAAAUAAGUUUUAAAACUAAAAUCUAUCACCCAAACAUUGAUGAGAAGGGUCAAGUUUGUUUACCCAUCAUUAGUGCUGAAAAUUGGAAACCAGCAACUAAGACUGAUCAAGUUAUCCAAGCUCUUGUUGCGCUUGUCAAUGAUCCAGAACCUGAACAUCCCUUACGUGCAGAGUUAGCUGAAGAAUUCCUUAAAGACAGGAAAAAGUUCACAAAGAAUGCAGAGGAAUUUACCAAAAAACAUAGUGAAAAGAGACCAACAGAUUAAACUAUGGAUUGAGUUAUUUUUACAGCAAAGUUAGUCUAAUGUGAUUAGACCGCUUGUGUGAAGUUAUUAUAGCCUCAGCUAGAUAAAAAUAGAUACUUAUUUUAUUAUUUCUUAUGUUACAUAUUAUAACAGUAUAGUCAUUCAAAUAAGAACUGCAUUUACAUUGUUGCUUGAGUAAUUCAUACAAGAUUCUAAUCAUCUUAGACCAUACUAAGCUAAAGCUGUUUAUGUAUUUUUAUGCCUAAAGGGAUAAAAAUAAUAAUCAUAUUAAAUGUCCACAUUGCUUGCAAUACACUAUGCACUGUAUGUAAAAUCAGUUUAGAUGUAAUAGAUAAUGAUCGGCUUGAAUUAAUCGCUUCAUUUUUAUUUUCGACUAGGGGUGACUUUAAAAUUUGAAUGGGAAGUGGUUUAUGGAUCCUUUACUUAAAUUAUUAGUUUCAUAUGAAGAUAUGUUUAAUAUUUUCAUGUCUCUUUUUAUUUCCUGUUGAUGAGAAGUAAAAAAAAAUUGAAUUAUUGUAAUUUCAUAUAUUGUCAAUGAACAUCAGGUAAUGUGUGGCUUUGGCCUAAACUGUAUUAAUAUGAUAUGUAAAUACAUAAUAAUAUAUAAAUGAGUACUGAAUCAACAGUUUAUAAAUUAAAGAACAAAAGUUUAUUCUAUGCGCCUAUUGUUAGAAUGUGUGAUUAUCAACCAAUAAUAUGUUUAUAUUAAUUGAAAUAUAUUUUAUAUUAUUGGUUGAUAUAUUGUUGUCAUAUUUUCAACUACACUUUACAGAUUACUACAUUAUUUAAUUUUCUUAUAAGUUUAUGCAUUAAUAUUAUAUAUCUUGCUGUGUGUUGAACUGUUCAGUGAAAGAACCUUAAAUAAAUAUUUUUUUUCAA
Colias croceus (clouded yellow) is the source of this 1534-nucleotide messenger RNA. RefSeq names its product ubiquitin-conjugating enzyme E2 L3 (gene Ubc10). The coding region runs from base 191 to 655 and encodes 154 amino acids. NCBI's taxonomy places the organism in Eukaryota, Metazoa, Arthropoda, Insecta, Lepidoptera, Pieridae. The transcript is spliced from 4 exons. The record is from RefSeq and is a predicted model, not a curated record.